AUGAGGGUUGGUCGAGAUUCUACAAUCCCACAACAAUGUCUUCAUCUACACUUGCUCGUGGAUUCCCGUACAUCCGCAUUUCCCACGAGCUUAUCUGCAAAAGUAAACAACAAGUUGAGAACCCUAUCUUUGCAUAGGGAGGAGGAGAUGGUUCUUAAACAACAGCCAUGUCAGAUCACAGAUAUCUCGGCAACCAUGUUUGCAAAUCUUAUCCAUCUACGCAUCUUGCAUUUAGGUGAUACAAGGAUCCAACAAUUUCCUCACACGGUUGGCAAGUUACUAAACUUGAGAUACCUCAACCUUUCUAAGAGUGAAAUCCAGGUACUUCCUGUAUCCUUAUGUAACCUUCGAAAUUUACGAGUUCUAAAUUUAGCUUGGUGUGAGAAGCUUUGGAGACUACCUAGACGGAUCUACAAUCUUAGGAGUCUACAGAUCAUGAAGUUAGCUUUUUGUGCAAGGCUUCAAAGGUUGCCCAAAUCAAUCACCGGCCUUGCGAAUCUACAAGAAUUAGACCUCGAAGGUUGUCAUGACCUCAUCGAAUUACCCGAGAAUUUUCGUAACCUGAGAAAAUUGACAUACCUGAAUAUAAUCAAGUGUCGCUCUUUGACACGAAUGUCGGCAGAAUUAGAGCAAAUGCAUAACCUUCAAAUGUUAUUUGGAUAUCCUAUUAGUACAAUCGGUAGUAUUAAAGAUGUCAUCUCAGAGUUGCAAUCUCUAAUAGGUCUCGAAAAACUUGAUUUGUGGAAUCUCCAAAUCGUCUCAAAACUAAAGGAUGCUUCCACUCCUCCAAUGCUGUUGCAAGAAGUACUACCAAAGCUCAAACAUUUGGCACUGCAUUGGAAAUGGGAUAAUAUGAAUGAUGUCGAGAAAGCUUCUGAUGUCACAUCGUUGCAGGUACUUGAGGGCCUCCAACCUAAUAUAUAUUUGUCAAAACUAGAAAUCGUUUCAUAUGCUGGUAAGGACUUCCCCGUAUGGAUGAAUGAUGUGAAUUUCUAUCUCUAUAAUUUGACGGAGAUCAGAUUGGUCAAUCUCCGGAGAUGUGAAAGGCUGCCACUACUCGGGGAACUAGUUCAUCUCAAGAUUGUUGAGAUAAGCGGCAUGGAUUCAAUCACUGUUGCAACAUUCCAUACUUAUUAUUCCGAGAGAAUAAUAAGGUUAGAUAAACUAAUUUUCUCUGAAAUGCCUCAGCUAGAAAAAUGGGAAGAACCAACAGACAAAUGGGCAGGACCAAGAGAAGUAAAUGUUGAAUGGGACACUGAAGAAUUGACACUGAUACAGUGCCCAAAAUUGAGGACAUGGGAGUCGAACCUGAGGGUGAGAAAGUUGAACAUUUGGUUGAACAAUGAGAUGCUAUGGCAUUGUCAAUCCGUGGGUUGGUUGAGACUCAUCAGCCGUAUAGACGAGUUGACGAUUGUUGGAUGCCAUGAGCUGAUGUGUUUGCCACAAGUUUUACGGUCGAAUCGAUGGGUCAUCCAGUUGACCAUUAUUCGCUGCAAUAAAUUGGUCUCUAUACCAGAUUGGCUGGUAGAAAUCGUAUCUCCACAAUCUUUGUUUAUAUCUGGUUGCACUGAGCUGUCAUACAUACCACCGCAACUCAAACACAUGGCCACAUCUUCGACUACAACAUAG
Musa acuminata AAA Group (dessert banana) is the source of this 1629-nucleotide messenger RNA. Its product is annotated as disease resistance protein RGA2-like. The transcript has a single exon. Gene Ontology annotation, molecular function: protein binding. The record is from RefSeq and is a predicted model, not a curated record. NCBI's taxonomy places the organism in Eukaryota, Viridiplantae, Streptophyta, Magnoliopsida, Zingiberales, Musaceae. The coding region runs from base 1 to 1629 and encodes 542 amino acids.